ACCUACCUCAUCGAUCAACUUCGCGACUCCCUCAACCGCCACCCCACAUCUCGCCUCUCCACUCCUUCGUCCACGCCUUUCCUUACUGUCUGUCGCAAACAUGCUUUCGACGACAAGGUCUGCUGCCUCAAUGGCUCUGCGAGCCAAACCCGCGACGGCCUUGAUGCCAUUCCGCGCCGGAAGCGUAGCCUUUUUAUCCUCGAGCUCGCCCAACAAGGCGACGACCAUGAAGUCGCCUGCCACCAUUCCCGGCAACCCCGGAACACCGCCACCGAUGAAGUCAGCGCGAGUUGAGGUUCCCUUGCCAAGUCAGGAGGGAAAGAAGGGUGCUAUGCAAUAUGCAUUGACAACACUUGACCAAGUAGCCAACUGGGCCCGUCAGAGCUCGCUCUGGCCCAUGACUUUCGGCCUUGCAUGCUGCGCCGUCGAGAUGAUGCACUUGUCUACUCCACGAUACGACCAGGAUCGUCUCGGUAUCAUUUUCCGUGCCUCUCCUCGACAGUCCGACGUCAUGAUCGUAGCCGGAACCCUCACCAACAAGAUGGCACCAGCGCUGCGACAGGUCUAUGACCAGAUGCCUGACCCCCGAUGGGUCAUUUCCAUGGGCAGUUGCGCAAACGGAGGAGGAUACUACCACUACAGUUACUCAGUCACAAGAGGAUGCGACCGUGUUGUACCUGUAGAUAUCUACGUACCUGGCUGCCCGCCAACCGCCGAGGCACUCAUGUACGGUGUCUUCCAGCUUCAGAAGAAGAUGAGGCAUACCAAGAUCACCAGGAUGUGGUACAGGAAGUAAGAUGUGGCUGGUUUGGCGUGGUCUAUUUUGCAGUCUUUGUACAUGCGAGUUUGGGGCAUACAUCCCUUCUGUAUAAAUCGAUCUUCUAUAUGCAUUGCGUACACCAAAUCGACCCCAUAUAUGGCGGUAUUUUGGUAUUACACCGCCUCACCUAACCCAAACAUCUUGACUGAGUUCUUCCAAGCACUACACUCUCAUUAGUUACUCCUUCUGUGCACCAAGGAUACAAACAAUACUUACGCAUCACAAACCUCCU
Bipolaris maydis ATCC 48331 is the source of this 1052-nucleotide messenger RNA. RefSeq lists its product as uncharacterized. Gene Ontology annotation, biological process: electron transport coupled proton transport; aerobic respiration; mitochondrial respiratory chain complex I assembly. Gene Ontology annotation, molecular function: NADH dehydrogenase (ubiquinone) activity; quinone binding; 4 iron, 4 sulfur cluster binding. NCBI's taxonomy places the organism in Eukaryota, Fungi, Ascomycota, Dothideomycetes, Pleosporales, Pleosporaceae. The record is from RefSeq and is a predicted model, not a curated record.